UAUACCUCUGCGUUUCUAUGUGUACCCGGUCUUCGCUUGGACUAUUUUCGCCACUGCUUCGAAAACACCUGCACUCGUUCUGCCGUUCAUUUUAUGAUAUUUGAAAACGAAGGGGGGAGUCCUCUAGUAGAGACAUAUGUCACUCUCAGCAGCAGCCCGAGGAUUGGAGAUAAAGUUUUAUCUUCGACUUUACAAGGCUGCCAAAACAUAGACCAGCAAAGCGUUUCGAUGCUCAAUCAGACCAGCUCAAAGAAGAGAGAUGUCCACGAUGUGUCUAUCAUUGGCCUGAAUAAAGCUCAGAGUACCAUAACCGACGGUGCUUUUAAUUCUAAUUCUGGCACUGUUUCCUCGCUAAAGAAAUUAAAAAGUAAGCGCCCGAAAAAAUCGAGUUUGACGGUCUCACUCAAUUCGGCGAAAAGUUUACUAGGCAAUACAUCAAUUAAGGAUAAAGAUCGAUCAGGUGAUCCAUUUUUUUCUACCAACCUCCCUUGCGAAGGAAAAUGCUCGCAUCUCCCGACCCUUGUCGAAAAAGAUGGAAAAGCUACACUGCCGCUUUCUAGUGUCGGCGCGACAGAAACGAGUACCGGACCACCUUCUUCAUCGCCACCAUGCUCUACUAGAGUGGUAGCCCGCAAAGCUUCGGUCGCUAAUUAUCUUACUGCUUACAGGGUUAUGCGAAAUAUCAAUCGGGCGUUCCUCAAAUUUAACGAAAAAAUACGCUCUUUACGUCAACCUCAUUUUCCUAUAAACAAUAGUCUAGAGCAGGAACAGGGAGCGCGUCUGAGUGCGAGCAGUGACAUCCGUAUAUCCAAAAAGGCCGUCCAACAGCAUUCGAAGUCGAAAUGUUUGGAAGAUGCACAUAACGACGAGUUUGUUGAUUUUGAUUCUUUUUACCUAAUUGCGAUGUUGCCUCCUUUAGAUACACUUCCGCCCCCGCCAAAUGCACCUUGCUUACCUAUUAAAUCUCAUAAUGCACCCCCGAUCACACUCGUGUUAGAUCUUGACGAAACCCUUGUUCAUUGCAGCUCGAAGAAGGUCGAUAAUCCCGGUAUGGUUAUUUCCUUUGAUUUCAAAGAGAAGCAGCACGAGAUAUAUGUCAAAAAGCGCCCAGGCUUCGACGAGUUUUUGGAGCAUGUCAGCCAAUUAUUUGAGACCGUCAUAUUCACAGCCUCUGAUAGGGUGUAUGCCGACAAGCUUCUAAGCAUUUUAGAUCCAGAAAGAAAGUGGAUCCACCAUAGAAUCUUUCGCGAAAGUUGUACCUAUGUUUUGGGAAAUUAUCUUAAAAACUUGCACGUUCUGGGUCGCGAAUUGUCUAAAGUUGUCAUUAUCGACAAUUCACCGUUCUCUUUUGCCUAUCAGUUGGACAAUGGGAUUCCAAUCAACAGCUGGACUGACGACCACCGAGAUAGAGAACUUCUCCACUUACUGCCAUUUUUAGAGUCUGCAGCAGCGUGCUCCGACGUGAGGCCACUUUUGCACUCCAAAUUUCACCUUCAAGACCGCCUAGAAGAGUUCAAAAAGAGCUAUUUCCUGUAGAGCCCGCUCGAAAAAUGCGCUACUUGCCUGAACAGUGCGCAUGCUUGGUACUUCUAUCGAAGAAACUGACAAGUAAAGCAGCGCGGCGAAGGUUCAACUCUAGUUUCAGCCGCCGACAGCCGGUCGUAUACUACUUUCUCUAUCGAGGCCGAUCAAAAAUUUUGGUGCUCAAGGCAAAAAAAACUGCUCAUUAUUUGGGACUCGCCUAAACAGUUGAUAGGCUCUAUAAGCUCGAAGAGCCAUUAGACUCGAAAAGUGCACCAAAUAUGCUAUAUGAACACAAACUAAAUUUUGGCUGCAUUUUUAUGAAAGCUACCUGUCAAGCUGCUAAGUCCCCCCCUCUCUAAUGCAGAGUAUUAUUGUGGUGCAUUUUUGUUUUCUAGAAAAAAUUUCAAAAGUUCCGAAUGCAGGGUUGAUUGUCGUACUCGAGAAGUGGCCCUCCUGAGGCUGACACGCCUCUCAUCAUCGGAGAACGGCAACCGCGACUGGAUUUUUCUUCUUCGAGAGGCUGCGUGAGCGCUAUUCACGACCUCGCACGAGGAUCGCUUUCUUGAACAGCCUCCCUUUUCUCGUUCACGGGUCUCUAGUUCGCGCGCCGCGACAAAUUGUGCCAAAGGCGUUUUGGGCUUCCGAAGUGUUAAAGAAGCCUGACUAUACAAAAAGAUUUACAUGAACAUGUGUGUGUCGGAAGGCAUGCGCACACACAGCCAAUUCGUCUGUUGA
Schistocerca gregaria is the source of this 2259-nucleotide messenger RNA. Its product is annotated as CTD small phosphatase-like protein 2. The transcript has 3 exons. Gene Ontology annotation, molecular function: phosphoprotein phosphatase activity. The record is from RefSeq and is a predicted model, not a curated record. NCBI's taxonomy places the organism in Eukaryota, Metazoa, Arthropoda, Insecta, Orthoptera, Acrididae. Bases 94 to 1536 code for a protein of 480 amino acids.